This is a messenger RNA of Schistocerca piceifrons (Central American locust), 1344 nucleotides long. Its product is annotated as cytochrome P450 6k1-like. The record is from RefSeq and is a predicted model, not a curated record. Gene Ontology annotation, molecular function: iron ion binding; oxidoreductase activity, acting on paired donors, with incorporation or reduction of molecular oxygen; heme binding. NCBI's taxonomy places the organism in Eukaryota, Metazoa, Arthropoda, Insecta, Orthoptera, Acrididae.
AUGGCGCUGCUCCUGGACUCGUGGGUCGCCGAGUUGGUGGUCGUCUUGUCGGCGGCCGUGUUCGCUGUCUACCUCUGGUUCUCCAGUAGCUACAGAUACUGGAAGAACAAGGGGGUGCCGUACGUGGAACCUACGGUUCCGUUUGGAAACUUCCGGAGAAACUUUUUCGGCCAUGAGUCUAUUGGUCAGACCUUGCAGAACAUAUACAAUCAGCUGCCAAAAGAGAGGUACGUCGGGUUUUACGGAUUCCGUCGGCCACUGCUGCUUAUCCGUGACCCUGAACUCAUCCGCCACGUCCUUGUCAAGGAUUUCGGGACGUUCCACGACAGGGGACUGUUCAUCGGCGGAAGAACCUCUCAACAAACAUCUCUUUUCCCGGCGGGAAAGAAGUGGCGCCAGCUGAGAAUCAAAUUAAGCCCUACGUUCACAUCCGGCAAACUUAAGGGCAUGUUUAAGACGAUCCAGGACUGCGGGCAAGAGAUGGCGGACAUGAUUGGAGAGAUGGUGGACCGCGGGCAGUCGGUGGAGGUGCGCGAGCUGAUAGCGCGGUUCACCACUGACGUCAUCUCCUCCGUCACCUUCGGCCAGGAGUGCAACUGCCAGCGGAACCCGGAGCACGAGUUCCGACAGUGGGGACGCAAGAUCUUUGAGCCCACUUGGCAAUCAAGCAUCGGUUUCGUUCUGAGCUUUGUGAGCCCAACACUAAUGGAGUAUUUAAGAGAGAAGAACAACUUUACAAGGAAAGACUUCAUGGACCUUCUCAUUCAGCUCAAAAACAAGGGAUACGUCGACCCUGACAAAGGAGACGCAGUGGAGAAUGGGCAGGAGAAAGGAGCCGGCACCACCGACAAAUUGUCAAUGGAAGACAUGGCAGCGCAGGCGUUCGUCUUUUUCGGUGCAGGCUUCGAGACUUCUUCAACAGCGACGAGCUUCACGCUUCACGAACUGGCGCUCAACCCCGACGUACAGAGCAAGCUGCACGAUGAAAUUGACGCCGUGCUCGAGGAAAACGGCGGUGAAAUUUCCUACGACACCAUCGGCAAAAUGACUUACCUCGACACGGUUGUAUCCGAGUCUCUCAGGAAAUAUCCACCAGCACCUGUGCUGAACAGAGAGUGCAACCAAGACUACAAGAUUCCAGACAGCGACGUCGUUCUGGAGAAGGGAACUCCAGUAGUGCUGUCUGUGCUGGGCCUCCACCACGAUCCCACGCAUUUCCCUGACCCCGACCGCUUCGACCCUGAGAGGACCACUUUUUACAGAUUUUCGUAUGAGGAUGGGCCUGUUGCAAACCAACAUCCUGUCAAAGUACAGUGUGCGACCCACAGAGAAGACAGUAACUAA